Molecule: messenger RNA, 1971 nt
Organism: Sceloporus undulatus (fence lizard)
Lineage: Eukaryota; Metazoa; Chordata; Lepidosauria; Squamata; Phrynosomatidae
Product: thymus-specific serine protease-like
Exons: 12
Coding region: 85-1617 (510 amino acids)
Biological process (GO): proteolysis
Cellular component (GO): lysosome; endosome
Molecular function (GO): dipeptidyl-peptidase activity; serine-type exopeptidase activity
Source: RefSeq, a predicted model, not a curated record
UUGGCUGGGGUGCUCCCUUUCCGUUUCUCCAGGGACUCCCUAUCCCAUCAUCUCGACAUCUGUGGCUCUGGGAAGGGAUGCAGCAUGGCCUUUUCUGGCAGGCUCUUUGGGGGACUCUCCCUUCUCCUGGUGAUGCUCUCUCUGGCUCAGGCAGUCCGACAGUUCCAUGUGCUCCGCCAGCGCCUCUUACAGCAGCAAGAGGAGCACAAUUGGGAAAAGUUCAAUUCGCGCAAGUUGAAACCGGGAAUGGCCCAACCAGAAUUGGACAGCAUCAUGGGGGGCAACAUCCGCCAACCUCUGGACCACUUCAACAAGCAAAACCGCAUCACGUUCAACCAGCGAUACUACAUUAAUUCUGAUUUCUUCCGACCUGGUAAUCCCGUCUUCCUCUACAUCGGGGGUGAGGGUGAAUUGUCCGGAUUUGUUGCUAUAAUGGGACACCAUGUGAACCUGGCCGAACAGUAUGGUGCUCUCCUUGUGGCCUUGGAGCAUCGUUUCUAUGGCUCCAGCCUCAACCCUGAUAUGUUGGAGGACCGCAACUUGCCAUACCUGAACAGCCAGCAAGCCUUGUCCGACCUUGUUUCCUUCCAACAGUUUAUCACUCAGAAGUACAAACUGACGCAAAACAACACCUGGAUUUGCUUUGGAGGAUCGUACCCUGGCUCUUUGGCAGCCUGGUUCCGACUCAAGUUUCCCCAUUUGGUCUUUGGCGCCAUUGCAUCUUCAGCCCCUGUCCGAGCGCAAGUGGAUUUCUCAGGUUACGAGAAGGUUGUUGCGGAAAGUCUGUCCAAUCCAGUGAUUGGUGGUUCCAAACAGUGCCUUGAUGCCGUAGCCGAGGGCUUCGCCGCUGUGGAGAAGCUGGUACUUGCUGGGCAGUUGCAGAAGCUAGAAAAAGAUUUCCAAUCCUGUACCCAUGUACAAGGCCACAGUGACAGCAUUGAGCUGCUCAGCAACAUGGCUGACGUCUUAAUGUUCAUUGUGCAGUACAACAACGAAGGAGAAAAUAUGGCCAACGUGAACAGCCUGUGCAAAACGAUGACCGACCCGAACAUUGGAUCUGCCUACGAGAGACUUACCGUAGCCAAUCUCAAGGCUCUGAAAAGCAUUGGACUUCCAUGCGUGCACAGCUCACAUACUGAAUUCAUACAGCUACUACGUGACACCAAGGUGACAAAAGACUCUUUUAUGAGGCCAUGGAUCUUUCAGACAUGCACAGAGUUUGGCUAUUUCAUGACCUGUGAGGAUCCUAUCUGCCCCUUUUCCAAACUGGUGGACCUGAAGUUUCAGAUGGAUGUUUGCAAGGAGGCCUUCAACAUAUCCUCCCGCAGUGCCCAGGACGCGGUGUCUUUCACCAAUGAAUACUACGGGGCUGACCACCCCAAAGCCACCCGUGUUCUUUUCGUGAAUGGUGAUGUUGAUCCUUGGCAUUCACUGAGCGUCCUCGAGGACCAGUCUUCCUCCGAGAGGGCCAUUUUGAUCAAUGGCACUGCCCACUGUGCCGAUAUGAACAUGCCUUCAAACACAGACCCAUUGCCUCUGGUCGAAGCCAGGAAGAAAAUCAACGCUCAGGUUGGUGAAUGGCUGAAACUGGCAAAGGAGAUGCAACAGGACAGCUGAACGGUCAGAUGAGCGGGAAAAUAUAUUUAGUCUUCUGGAGACGAUCAUUGGAGAAAAUCUGCCUAGACUCACUCCUUGGAGGUUGUCAGAAAAAACUUGUUUGACUCUAAAUGCCACAGUGAUUCUGUUAUUUUUUAAAUGCACGCUUCAGAACUUAACUUGCGUUCUUUCAGAACUGAGUAUUCUAUUACUGUGAUAAGUACUUUUAACUUUUUUUACACUUGAAAAUGCCUUUGCGUCACCUCGGAGCUGACUCCCCUACCCAUAAUCGAUCGUGUUUUUGUAAAAAAAUUAAAUAAAUUUAAAAAAUUACACAUUGCUUUGCAAAUAAAUACUUUUUUAUACAUCCAUUCA